AUGUUCGGCGAUGAACCAACUGGAGAGAUACGUGAACCAUGCUAUACUAAUCGAUAUGGAAAUGAUGAAGAAGUGACUUCUACAACUGAUGCAUACUAUAUUGAACGAGAUCGACGUGAUAAUACUAUUCGUCGAUGUGAUCUGUGUAGAGAUCCCGAUAGUAAUUUAAAUACUGCAUAUGGCAGUAUACGAGCAAACGGCAGCUGCAUUAAUAAUGCACCAAUUCAUAGUCGUAGUUCACAAGAAACGAGUCGAUAUCUUCAACGAUUUGGUAAUGAUAUUUAUUUUGAAUCUAACCCAGAAAUUAUUCGCAGUGCAACAACUGAAGCUCCAGCAACAUAUAAGCAACGAGUUUCUCUUAGGUGUCUUCAACCACCACCUCUUCCACCACCAGAACCAAACAUUAUAAUAGAAAAGCGUCCAGAACAACCACCACCGCCACCAUCACUUGUCAUACAUGAACAUGAACAACCUCGGUGUCCGCCGCCUCCAAUUAUCUUCCGCGAACGACCACCACCACGACCGGCUCCAGUUCCCGGGAAAACCACUAUUCGUCCGUUACCACCUGUACCUGUUCCACCAAGAUCUCUUGUUGUUGAACGUUUUCCCGCGCCAGAAAUGCCACCUGAUAUUAUAUUGGAACGAUGGACUCCCUAUGGACCUCCACCAGAACGCCGUACGAUUGUUAAGCCCGCUCCUCCUCCUAUGAAGUAUCCACGUCCCACUCAUACUGUUGUUAUUCAUGAUGAGCCUCCAGUGCAUGUAGUUCGAAAAUUUGAAUACCUGGGCGUUACUCAAGAAUGUCCUGAUGCUUAUGUACGUCGUUAUGGGUCAUCACUGUUGGAUUCACAAACAUUUUUACGGGAGGCUCGUAAUGCAGGUGUUACUGAAAAUAUAGCUUGCCCAUGUCCAGUAGCGUCAACUUCAACAAUUAAAAAUGAGCCCUACAAUAUUUGUCAAUCAAAUGAAAUGAUCAAUCAAGGCUGUUGCUCAUACCACGAAACACGUCCCUGCUCAUACCAAGAAACACGCCCCUGCUCAUACGAAGAAACACGCCCCUGCUCAUACCAACAAGCACGUCCCUACUCAUACCACAAAACACGUCCCUACUCAUACCAAGAAGCACGCCCCUGCUCAUACCAAGAAGCACGCCGCUGCUCAUGCCAAGGAACAUGUCGUUGCUCACACCCAUACGAUGAGUUAAAAACGUUUUGGAAACAUGCAUGA
Messenger RNA from Rotaria socialis, 1227 nucleotides. NCBI's taxonomy places the organism in Eukaryota, Metazoa, Rotifera, Eurotatoria, Philodinida, Philodinidae. The record is from the annotation of a GenBank genome assembly.